CCUCCUCUUCGUCCCGCACCUCCUUCACCGCCUCCCCGGCCCUUUUUCCCGCCUGGCCGUCCCGCGUUCAGACAGGGGGGACCAUGAGCCGCCAGUACAGCUCCAAAUCGGCUUGCGGAGGGGGUGGCCGGAGGGUCUUCAGCGCCCGCUCCACCAUGGCCUUCCGGACCGGGGGUCGCACCGGGGUCUCCGCGGGUCGCGUCGGAGGGAGAUGCGGCUCGGGGGGCGGCGGCUUCGGGGGCUACGGCAGCAGGAGCCUCUAUAAUCUCGGGGGUACCAAGAGCAUUUCGGUCAGCGUGGCCGGGGCCGGCUAUGGUUUCAGAGGAGGGUCCUGCGGCGGAGGGGGCUUUGGCGGGAGGGGUUUCGGGAGUGGGAGCCUGGGGGGCGGCGGGGGCUUCGGAGGCUUCGGCCCCGGGGGCUUCGGCCCCGUCUGUCCCCCCGGGGGCAUCCAGGAGGUGCAGAUCAACCAGAGCCUCCUGCAGCCCCUCAACUUGGAGAUCGACCCCGAGAUCCAGAAGGUGAAGACGCAGGAGCGCGAGCAGAUCAAGGUCCUCAACAACAAGUUCGCCUCCUUCAUCGACAAGGUACGGUUCCUGGAGCAGCAGAACAAGGUGCUGGAGACGAAAUGGGAGCUGCUGCAGCAGGUGAACACGACAACGCGGACCAACAACCUGGAUUCCCUCUUUGAGGCCUACAUCGCCUCUCUGCGCCGCCAGUUGGACUGCCUUAACUCCGAACGCAUGCGCCAAGACUCAGAGCUCCGGAGCAUGCAGGACGUGGUGGAGGAUUUCAAGAGCAAGUAUGAGGAAGAAAUCAACAGGAGAACCAAUGCUGAGAACGAUUUUGUUAUCCUGAAGAAGGAUGUGGACGCCGCCUACAUGAGCAAAGUGGAACUGCAGGCCAAUGUGGAGUCGCUGAUGAGGGAGCUGGAGUUCCUGAAAUGUCUGUAUGAAUCGGAGCUGUCCCAGAUGCAGACCCACAUCAGCGACACCAACGUCAUCCUGUCCAUGGACAACAACCGUAGCCUGGACCUGGACAGCAUCAUCGCCGAGGUCAAGGCCCAGUACGAAGAGAUCGCCCAGCGCAGCAAGGCUGAGGCCGAGGCCCUGUACCAGCACAAGUACCAAGAGCUUCAAGUGACAGCCGGGCGUCAUGGCGAUGAUCUGAAGAGCAGCAAGAUGGAGAUUUCGGAGCUGCACCGUGUGAUCCAGAGGCUGCAGGCUGAGAUCACCAACGUGAAGAAGCAGAUAGGCCAUGUGCAGACGUCCAUCUCCGACGCCGAGGAGCGUGGGGAGCGGGCCCUCCAAGAUGCCCAGCAGAAGCUGGAAGAGCUGGAGACUGCACAGCAGAAGGCCAAGGAGGAGCUGGCCCGGCUGCUGCGUGACUACCAGGAGCUGAUGAGCGUCAAGCUGUCACUGGACGUGGAGAUCGCUACCUACCGGAAGCUGCUGGAGGGCGAGGAGUGCAGGAUGUCCGGCGAGUUGCAGAGUCCCGUGAGCGUAUCGGUGCAGAGUAGCCAUACGACCAUCAGUGGCGGUGGUGGCGGUAGCUACGGAGGAGGCUACGGGAGCAGCAGCGUCAGAGGGUCCGGAUUUGGCAGCGGCGGGGGCGGCAGCUACCGGGGUGGAAGCAGCGGGGGUGGAGGAAGCAGCUACGGGGGCGGAAGCUCGGUGAGGGGUGGGAGCGGGAUCAGCCGCUCCAGCGGGGGGGUGAAAUCCGGGGGCAAUUCCCGGGUACAGAUCAUCCAGACGUCCACCAACACCUCCAGCAAGCGCAUCUUCGAGUAGGCGCAGGCCCCGCUGGGGAAACUGCAGCCUGCGGGAUCCCCCUCCAUGGGACCUCUCAGCCCCCUUCUCUCUCAGAAGCCACCCCCUCGUCAUCUCGUUGAUUCAAUCUGAUUCAUUGAGUGCUUACCGUGUGCAGAGCACUGUACUAAGCACUUGGGAGAGGACAACACAACAAUAAACAGACGCAUUUCCUGCCCACAGCGAGCUUACGGUCAGUCCAGUCACCCAGUCCACUGUGAUUUCUCUGCUUCCGGAGAAAUCUUUGUUAUUCAGUCCCGGAAAUGGGGAGUCAUCGAAGGUCACGAAGUACAUCUUUCUGCAUUCAGCUCAAGUAUUCCCCACCUCUCCAAAGUAAGCAUUCCCCUGUGGGGUCUUCUCCCACUGACCCUCCCUUCAGCAAUCUACACAGCACGUGUGAAUUGUGUGUAUGUGUGCAUUGGAUAUUUCUUUGCACUGUAUGUAUAUGAGUGUAUGUGAUUGGGCAUUGUGUUUUUCUUCCCCUCUAGACUGUAAACUCUGUGGGCAGGGAAGCCCCACCCCCCUCUACCCAGUUACUAAAGUCACCCCCUCCCUCCUUCCUACACCCUCCCAAUGUUCGGGGUGGGGGUUGGAUAAAAAAAGGAAGAAACAUAGAUAUAAUGGAGGAGGGAAUGUGUCUGCUAAUUCAAUUGUAUUGUACAUUCCCAAAGGUUUAGUGCUCUGUGCUCAGUAAGUGUUCAGUAAAUACUGUUGAUGGUAAUGAUGAUCCUCGCCUUCCAGAACUGCUCCUUGUGUUAGCCCUGCUCAAAUUAUCCCACUGUAUUAAGAAUCGGAUCCCAGGCUUGCAAAUGUGUCUCAACAUUACCAGUCAGUACUCCUCUUUGGCCAGCUGAGGCCAACGGGCAAAUGGUUAUUUACAAGGCUGUGGGACACUCUCCUGGGAACCUCCUGUGUCUUUUUUCCACACUCAUUCUGCUCCACCCUAUCUGGACAGUACUGGCUGCCUUAAGAAUGUUCAGUGGGAUGGAAUUAACCGCGCUGAGGGUUGGAGAGGAAAUGGGUGAACUUGGAUUGAGGCGUUCCUUGCUGUGAGUCUCAGGUUUUUGUUUGGAGAGCUGAUUGUUUGGGCCCUGUUCCAAUAAACUCCCUUAUGUCAUUCAC
Molecule: messenger RNA, 2927 nt
Organism: Ornithorhynchus anatinus (platypus)
Lineage: Eukaryota; Metazoa; Chordata; Mammalia; Monotremata; Ornithorhynchidae
Product: keratin, type II cytoskeletal 1b-like
Exons: 9
Coding region: 84-1787 (567 amino acids)
Biological process (GO): intermediate filament organization; keratinization
Cellular component (GO): keratin filament
Molecular function (GO): structural constituent of skin epidermis
Source: RefSeq, a predicted model, not a curated record